AUGCGCACAAGCGUACGAUGGUCGGAGACGGCGGAUGCGGUAAAGGGAAUCCGUCCUCCUAUCAAUAGCCUCUGCUACAGCCCGUCCGGGGACUAUGUGGUGGCCUCGUGCGGCGUGCGUGUGCUUGUGUACGCCGCAUCCACAGGCACCCUAUUACACUCGCUGAAGGGUCACGAGAACACGAUCUACUGCGUAGACUACGCGUCUGACGGGAAGUGCUUCGCCAGCGGCGGGGCUGAUCGGACGGUCAUCGUGUGGUCAAACAAGGGUGAAGGCAUUGUGAAGUACCAGCACAAGGAGUCCAUUCAGGCCCUGGCGCACAACCCCAGCUCCUCCCAUUUGGCGUCCGUGUCGAGCAGUGAUUGGGGCAUCUGGUCGCCUGAUCAGCCGAAGGUCUCCAAGUACUCGCUUCCGUCGAAAGGGUUAUGUGCAGCCUGGACACCCAAUGGCAAAACACUGGCGAUCGGGUUGCUGAAUGGCACCAUCAUGAUGAUGGACAAGACUAGCGACGAGACGGUCCUCAUUCGCCGACCAGCACCUGUCUGGACUCUCGCCUUUACCCCGCUGCGAGAGAAAGGCAUCGAUGUACUCGCGGUCGGUUCGUGGGAUCAACGGCUGUCCUUUUACAACCUUUCGGGCGCAUCCGUCGGGCGGGAGCGGGAGCUUGACUUUGACCCGUGCAGUCUGUCGUACUUCAAUGACGGCGAGUACAUCCUGCUCAGCGGCAGCGAUCAUAGGGUGACCCUGUUCACGAAUGAUGGUAACCGGCUCAUCGAGGUCGCCGGCGCGGAUGACUGGAUUUGGUCUGCGCGGCAGCGGCCGCGUCACAAGCAGCUCUGCUACGGCACCAACGACGGCACCAUAACUUGCAUUGACAUCGCCAUCACCACCGUCCACGCCAUCCACGAUGACCAGUACGUGUUUCGUAAGGACAUGACGAACUUAGUUGUGCAUCAACUCUUGCUUGAUCGUAAAAUGGUGAUACCAUGCAACGAGUAUGUGCAUAAGAUCGCCACGUUUCUUGAUCGACUCGCGGUACAGCUGCAGGAGCGCGUCAUCGUCUUCGAGUUCUUUUACGACGACGAGCGUAACAUGCGCUAUCAGGACAUCGCGCAGAUUCGCCGUCGCCUCGAGUGCUCGCUGCUGUGUGUAACAACGAACGCCAUUGUUGUGUGCAACGACAGACGUAUUACACUGUACGACUUCCAGGGGAACAAGCGGCGGGAGUGGUCGAUGGAGAGCGCCGUGCAGUUUAUGAAGGUCGCGGGUGGGAUGGAGGGGCGAGAGAUUCUGCUCGUCGGGCUGACGGGUGGCCAAGUGAUGAAGGUGUUUGUCGACAACCCUUUCCCCACCUUGUUGCAUAAGGGUAGCGCACCAGUCAAGAGCGCGGACUUCAGCUGCUCUCGAAGCCGUCUCGCCGUUAUCGACAGCACAAGCACUCUCCAGGUCUUGAGACUCGGCGAAAAGAAUGAGCUGCUCUUUUCCGAGGACAACGUCACGGCGGUGGCGUUUAAUGUCGACCUGGAGGACAGUAUCGCGUUCACGACGGGCGACAAUACUCUCCACAUCAAGACGGGCUCGCUGCCAGCGUACCAGCAAGCGGUGCGCGGCAUCGUUGUUGGCUUCAAGGCAAACCGCGUCUUCAACCUUCAUUACUCCAACGUGAUGGUGCUCGACGUGCCACACGCACACGCGCUGUACAAGUAUGUAGAGAUGCGAGACCUUGACCGAGCCUACGAUGUGGCCCGUCUCGGUGUGGCCGACGCCGACUGGAAGAUGCUGGGGCUGCACGCGAUGAGCCAGCUGCGUCUCGACAUCGCGCGCAAGGCCUUUACGCACAUCCAGGACGUGAAGCUGGUCGAGUUGCUGAAGUCGCUGGAGCUGCGGCGCCGCCAAUCCAGAAUCGAGGACGGGGUGCCGCCGACGGUAAGAAACGGCAGUGCCACCUCCGCCGCCGUGGCAGCGACCACGGACAAGGGAGCCGUUGAUCCCGGCGGCGAGCCGACGUCGGUGCGCGCGGCGGCAAAGGAUGGCGUGCUGUACGGCAGCAUCCUCGCCUUCCAGGGCAAGUACCACGAUGCGGCGCGACAAUUCAUGAAGGCCGGCUGCGAGCUGAAGGCGGUGGAGAUGUACUGCGACCUAAAAAUGUGGGACAAUGCGAAGAAGAUCUGCACUAACGAGAAGGUGCUCAAGGAUCUGAUUCGGCAGCAGGCGCGCUGGGCCGAGGACUCGCAGAACUUCAUCGAGGCCGCCACCCUCUACGAGAGCUCUGGAGACUACGCGAAGGCGAUCGGCAUGAUGGGUCAGGCAGGCCAGGUGGAGAAGUUGAUGAAGAUGUGCCGCAGUCUGCCCAAGUCGGAGUUCAUCCUCAUUACCGAGUGCGCCAAUUUCUUUCGCAAACACAACGCCAUCCCGUUCGCCAUCGAGGCGUAUGAGAAGGCGCAGGACCACCAAGCACUUAUCGGGAUCUACGUCGCCCGCGGCGACUGGCGCAACGCCUUCACCAUUUUGGAGAAGGCACCAACCCUGGCGCGCGAGGUGUACGUGCCAUGGGCGAGCUGGCUGGCCGAAAACGACAAGUUCGACGAGGCCUUGGAGGCGUUCCGGGCGGCUGAGUGGCCGAAGGAGGCGAUGCGCCUAAUGGAAACGCUGGCGACAAACAGCGUCACGUGUCGCAAGUUCCGUGACGCCGCCUUCUACUACGUGCAUCUGGCCGAGGAGUACGGGCGCUUUGAAGACGGCGAGCGGCCUACUGACGUGGAAAAGGCGGCGCGAAUUCGACGCAGCAAAGAGUGUGUUCGCCGUGCCGACAUCUACUACGCCUUCUCCAGCGUCUAUGCCCACACAACGCAGCCGCUACCGUACAACGAGCUCAGCCUAUUUCGGGCAGCCAAGUACCUCUUCGGGGUGUGUGCCGAGUGCGCCAUGCCCAUGAAUGUUGGCAAGGGUGCCAUUCUCUACACCCUUUCCCGCAUCGCCAACCGGCUAGAGAUGGUGCGCACGGCACGCGCUGUGUUCGAGAAGCUGCAGGGCGUCAUUCUUCCGGUGUCUAUGAUGGAGCAGGUGGACAUCGAGACGCUCAUUGUGCGCAGCAAGCCGGUAAAGGACCGCGAGGAGCUGCUGGACCGGUGCUUCCGCUGCAACCAGCUUCUUGCGCAGCUGCCGAUGGCUGGAGAUCGCUGUCCCAACUGCUUCCACCAGUGCGUCCGCUCCUUCGUCAACUUUGAAUGUCUGCCGCUGGUCGAGUUCAUUCUCGCCGACGACCUCACCGACGAGGAGGCGGAGCGGAUCAUCGUCUCCGGCGUUGGUCGGCGGAGGUCGGCGGACGAUGAGCACAACAAUGGCCAGAGCGACGCGGCGGAUGCCCAGGCGUCGUCCAAGGUGAGGGAGUGGAAGUCCGACACCGGCGCAAACGUUAUCAGCUUCGACGAUGGCAACAUCGACUACGAAAUUGAUCAGCAGCUCGUCGCGAUGGGCCGCUCCAAGGCGGCGGCGAACAAGGGCAAUGACCCCUUCUUUACGCAGCUGCAGUACGUGCUGCGGCCCGGCCGCUCCACCUCGGCGUACCAGCCGUUUGUCGCGUCAGCGGACAUUCUGAAGGGAUUCCGCCGCGACGAGGUGUUCAUUGUGCGACCGAGAUACGGCACACUCCCGGUGCCGAACCGCUACUACCGCUUGAUGCGCUCCGAUGUGAACGUGUGCCUAUGCAACGGCUGCCAGCACUUCUUCAUUGCAGAAGAUUACGAGGCGGAGUGCACGAAAGGCAGCGGCUGUCCUCUAUGCCGCUAUCGUCCCGGGAAGCAGGUGGGCCGCUCGAUGAAACAGAUUUUGUUUGACAUGGAGGCCGCCGCCGCGGUGGCGACGACUUCAAGCACGCCGGCCGCUCUGUGA
Messenger RNA from Leishmania mexicana MHOM/GT/2001/U1103, 3891 nucleotides. RefSeq lists its product as hypothetical. The transcript has a single exon. Bases 1 to 3891 code for a protein of 1296 amino acids. Lineage: Eukaryota; Euglenozoa; Kinetoplastea; Trypanosomatida; Trypanosomatidae. The record is from RefSeq and is a predicted model, not a curated record. Gene Ontology annotation, molecular function: protein binding. Gene Ontology annotation, biological process: protein localization to cilium; intraciliary retrograde transport; non-motile cilium assembly. Gene Ontology annotation, cellular component: non-motile cilium; intraciliary transport particle A.